Rhea pennata is the source of this 3746-nucleotide messenger RNA. It is a transcript of the gene HCFC2, whose product is annotated as host cell factor C2. The record is from RefSeq and is a predicted model, not a curated record. Bases 2 to 2425 code for a protein of 807 amino acids. The transcript has 15 exons. Gene Ontology annotation, molecular function: protein binding; transcription coactivator activity. Gene Ontology annotation, biological process: regulation of DNA-templated transcription; chromatin remodeling. Gene Ontology annotation, cellular component: histone methyltransferase complex. Lineage: Eukaryota; Metazoa; Chordata; Aves; Rheiformes; Rheidae.
GAUGGCCGCGGCCGCCGCUGGCCUGAGCUGGAGGCGGGUGUCCUCGUUUACGGGGCCGGUGCCGCGCUCCCGGCACGGGCACCGCGCGGUCGCCAUCCGCGAGCUGGUCAUCAUCUUCGGGGGCGGCAACGAGGGCAUCGCCGACGAGCUGCACGUCUACAACACGGCUACAAAUCAGUGGUUUCUUCCUGCAGUAAGGGGAGAUAUUCCUCCAGGCUGUGCAGCCCAUGGAUUUGUUUGUGAUGGUACCAGAAUACUAGUUUUUGGAGGAAUGGUUGAAUAUGGAAGAUACAGUAAUGAUUUAUAUGAAUUGCAGGCAAGUCGAUGGCUCUGGAAAAAAGUAAAACCUCAAGCGCCUUCUACUGGAUCACUCCCCUGUCCUCGACUUGGCCACAGCUUUUCUUUGUAUGGUAACAAGUGCUAUUUAUUUGGUGGCCUAGCAAAUGAAAGUGAGGAUUCAAAUAAUAACGUUCCCAGAUAUUUAAAUGAUUUCUAUGAACUGGAGCUACAACAUGGUUCUGGAGUUGUUGGCUGGAGUAUUCCUGUGACGAAAGGGAUCUUACCAUCUCCCCGAGAAUCUCACACAGCCAUCAUAUACUGCAGAAAAGAUUUGGGAAGUCCAAAGAUGUAUAUAUUUGGAGGAAUGUGUGGCUGUAGGCUUAAUGAUCUUUGGGAGCUUGACAUAGAAACCAUGACCUGGUCAAGACCAGAAACUAAGGGGACAGUACCACUUCCUCGAAGUCUCCAUACAGCCAAUGUAAUAGGAAACAAAAUGUAUGUUUUUGGUGGAUGGGUUCCACAGUCAGCAGGAAGUGAAAUUUCUGCUCAUGAUGGUGAAUGGAAAUGUACCGGUUCAUUUUCUUAUCUAAAUUUGGAUACCACAGAAUGGAUAGGUCUGAUUUCGGAUUGCCAGGAAGACAAAAGUAACUUGUUACCAGGGCCAAGAGCAGGACACUGUGCUGUAGCUGUGGGUACUCGUCUGUAUAUCUGGAGUGGUAGAGAUGGUUACAGAAAAGCUUGGAACAAUCAAGUUUGCUGCAAAGAUCUUUGGUACCUUGAUACUGAGAAACCUCCAGCACCAUCACAGGUACAGCUGAUUAGAGCUACAACCAACUCUUUUCAAGUGAAAUGGGAUGAAGUACCUACAGUUGAAGGGUACCUACUUCAACUACAUUCUGACUCACCAGUGCCGUCAGUGGCUGGAACACCUGGUACUGGGGUUCCUGAGACAUCACUACUCAGUUCACAAGGUGGCUCUUCUGUACAUCAAAGUCCACAAUCAUUGACUAGCGUCCCUUAUCCAGAAAUGAAGGUGGAUCAUCCCAGCCAAACAAAUAAUGUCAUUCCUAACAAUGUCCAAGUUUCCCUUUCAUCCAACUCAUUAUUAAAAAUGGAAGGAAAAGAAAAAGUUGCAGCACCUGAAAGCAAGAUUACACAAGAAACUAUGAAAAGCCAUGCAGAUGCUACAGGAUUCAAAGAAUCAAAUGCCCCUUCUCUUCUGCCUGUUUGUACUUCAAGUCCUCAGACUUCAGCAAAUGUAGGUGAAUUACAUGACUUGGACAAACGAACUGUAAAUCCUGAUGCUUCUGUAUCCAGUACUGUCUCCAGCACACAAACUAUGGUAACCCAGCAGGCUGUUAAAACUGAAUCAUCAAGUACAAAUGGGGCAGUUGUUAAAGAUGAAACUUCACUAACAACAUUCAAUUCAAAAUCUGAAGCUGCUGAGACUGCUUUUAUCACUCCUUCAACAAGGGUUAAUGCUGGACAGACGAAUGAUACACACUCUUCUAAAACUCCAGUAAGACAGAUGGCAACGGGGAGAACAAGGGAACGACAGUGGUAUGAUGUUGGAAUUUUUAAAAACAACACUGCUGUGGUGAGCCAGUUCUACUUGCUGCCAGAGGAAACACUGAUCUCUAACAAGAUGGAAAAUGCAGAUGUUCCGGACUAUAGAUUACUUAAGAAACAGGAUCUUUUUCCAGGCACAGUGUACAGGUUCAGAGUUGCUGCAAUUAAUGGUUGUGGUGUUGGCCCUUUCAGUAAAAUCAGUGAAUUCAAGACUUGCAUUCCUGGUUUUCCUGGAGCUCCUUCAACAGUCAAAAUCACUAAGAGUGUAGACUGCAUUCAUCUUUCUUGGGAGCCUCCUGCUUCACCUUCUGGAAAUAUUUUAGAAUAUUCUGCUUAUUUAGCAAUCCGUUCCACACAAUUACAGGAAAAUCCAAAUCAGCUUGUAUUUAUGAGAAUAUACUGUGGUCUUAAAACAUCUUGUAUAGUGACUGCUGCCCAGCUUUCAAAUGCUCAUGUUGAUUAUACUUCCCGGCCUGCUAUAGUGUUCAGAAUUUCUGCAAAGAAUGAGAGAGGAUAUGGACCGGCUACACAAGUUCGAUGGCUUCAAGGUAAAGUCAGUGUCAGAUGCAGCAUUUAAAUGGAAUAUAGCUAUGGUGGAGAAAAUAGGUUUUUAUGCCUCUUGAAAACCAGCACAUUCCUCAGCAAUGCAUGUAAAGUUCUGGAAAUGUCCUGUUGUUCUGUAUAGAAGUUUUAGGAACAUUUGGUUGGUAGAUUUAGCAUAGCACUAAAGGAAUUUUAGUGUUUGUUCACAAGCAAAGACAAGCAAGAGUACUGAAUACUGUUUAUUAAAUCUUACCCAGUCCCCCAAAUGACAGUAGCUUAGCAGGCUUCUGAUUUCCCUGGCCUUUAUUUCAGCUUAAAGGUUUUCAUUCUAAGAGUAAAAUAAUCUAGUUAUGUUCAUGUCUCUCUUUUUUGGUGGUGGAGGAGAAGAUUUUAGAGUUUUCUUUAUUCUCUAAAUCUUCUUCCGUUCCAUAUCAAAAUAAUUUCUCAUGAGAUGAUGUAAGGUAUGUUUUUGUGACUAACAUAGACUUUUUGAAGUCCGUGUUACAGCCAGGAGAGGUUUUGCCAUCUCCUGCCUGCACUUGAAUUUAUACAAGAUCAUAAUGAAGUAGGUAUGGGAAUGGAUGGGCUGAAAAUAAAGAUUAGUGUUCAGCCUGGUCAGUUCCUUGGUGUGGCCUGCUGUGCUGCUGUAUAAAGGCUAGUGCCAGUGCCCGCAGAAGAGAGACAUAACUGAUUGCUGAGAGGGGAGCUGUGACUUUUAGCAGCAGCAUAUAAUCCCACAACAUAUGCUGGGUUAAAGUGGUUCUUUGCUCCCAGUUUCCACUUUAUCUACUUAGUAAUUUCUCAUACCAUCAAUUAAGUAGUUUCAAUUUAGGGUGCUGAAACUGGCAUUUUCUUGGCUUGUUAAUUCAGUGAGCCAAUUAAGGAUGUGAUCGGACAAGAUGGCUAAAUCAAUCUAACAGGUCGUUGCUGCCAGAAGAGGUGCUUUCACCCUCUUUCCCCUUGUCUGCGUUACGCAGUGUUCUCUGUCUUGCGUUGGCUCUGGCAGACCUCCUAAGUAAGGAAGAUCAGAGGCCUAAAGCAAGUAGAUUUGCGGGCUUCUCCCCUUAUUCCACCCCUUCCCUUUUCUGGCUCAGUGUCAGGAACUGUCUCUGCUCAGCAAGAAGUCCUGAAGGAUGGAGGAAGGUUAGGAGUGGCAGAGCAUGCGCACCCCAGGGGGAAGCAAUGAACUGCUGUACCUGUUUGGCUGCCAUUUCUGAGCUGGAGAGCAACAGUGAAGAAGUUGUCUUCUGUAAUGUUUACUAUACUGAGCCUGUUUUAACCCUUUAAGUGGCAGGGGUUUUGACAAUGAUCCACAUGUCCUGGAACUCUAAAACAGUAUUUACUGUUAUAAGAUG